This is a messenger RNA of Parastagonospora nodorum SN15, 570 nucleotides long. RefSeq lists its product as hypothetical. The record is from RefSeq and is a predicted model, not a curated record. The transcript has a single exon. NCBI's taxonomy places the organism in Eukaryota, Fungi, Ascomycota, Dothideomycetes, Pleosporales, Phaeosphaeriaceae. Gene Ontology annotation, cellular component: Ino80 complex. Bases 1 to 570 code for a protein of 189 amino acids. Gene Ontology annotation, biological process: chromatin remodeling.
AUGGCGCCUCUUACUGCCGCGUCCGACGAGAAGACGCAUCAAGCGCUCCUCGACAAGCUUGACAUACACGCGACUCCAAAGCCCUUCCGCAACCCAAACUGGAAGCCACCGCAGCGCCGCAACAAAAACUUGAAGCAGAUCCUUGGCGAAGCCUCGCGAAAAGAGGCCUCGGUCAUGGCGACACAGAACAACAGCGGCCAGUCAACACCAGCUGUGCCUUACUCAGAGGGCAACGGAACGCCUGCCGGAAACGUGGGCCGACCGCCGAACAUUGCACAAGCAGCUCAGAGCCUGAGUACUUUGGUGCUGGAGAAGAAUGGCAGGGCAGCGGCAGGAGGCAAUGCGACAGGACCAGCACCGACCUACACGAACAUCGAAUCGGCACCGAGCUUCCACCCAAGCAGCCAGAAGAAGUACUGCGACAUCACUGGGCUGCCAGCACCCUACACAGACCCGAAGACGCGAUUGCGCUAUCACAACAAGGAGUUAUACGGCACCAUCAGGACGAUGCCGCAGAACGUGUACGAGGCAUAUCUGGCUGCGAGAGGAGCUCACACCAUCUUGAAAUGA